CGGCGAAGGCGAGGUGUUUUGUAAAUUUGUAUUGCUAAUAAUUGUAUUGUUGAUAAUCUAAGAUUUAUAAUGGAAGAGAACGUUGCGUUAGACUCGACGAAACAAAAGAAAUUUGUUAAAUCCAUUAGAGGCAUAAAAAAGCUAAUUAAGAAAAAUGAAAAGAAGACGAAGCCUCAGAAAAAGGAGAAGACGGAGUCUACUCAGCCGCCGAAACCUUUUAGUAUGAGACUAAAAGGUGACAAAGUUAAUAAAAAUAAAAAGAGGCGCAAGCAGAGAGGACUGGUGUAUCUUGCACAUAUACCACAUGGAUUUUAUGAGCAUCAAAUGACAGAAUAUUUCAAGCAAUUUGGUGUUGUUACAAAUGUAAGAGUGAUCAGAUCAAAGCGCACUGGCAACUCUAAAGGUUUUGCAUUUGUUGAAUUCAAAGAACCUGCUGUUGGACAAAUUGUUGCUGAGACUAUGAACAAUUAUCUUAUGGGAAAGCGGUUGAUUAAGGCUGCCUAUAUUCCCCCUGAGAAACAAAAACAUAAUGCAUUUAGAAAGCAUUGGAAUAGUGUGAACAAUCCUACAAGUAACAGAAGAUUGAAAAUUAAAAAGGCAUUCAAUGCAGACAAAGAUGAAGCAACCGAAUUAAAAAAAGCUAGGAAACUCUUGUCUAACUUGAAUAAAAAUAAGAAGAAACUUAGUGAUUUAGGUAUCAAUUAUGACUUCUUUGCACCAGUAGAUGUGCCAGAAGCACUACUUAAUGAGAUUGUUAAAGAAGAAAAAGUUGAUGGUAAUGAUUCUGUGAAGGAAGAAGAAAAGUCUAAGAAGGGUAAAAAGGCCAAACAAGAACAAACAGAAAAUAAAAAAGCAGUAAAACCUGAAGUUAAAGACAGUGGUAAACCACAAGAAGUAAAGGGGAAAAAGAAUAAAAAUAAAAAAGAAGACAGCAAACCAGAUAACCUACCAGCAGAAGCAAAGAAAGGUAAACCUGCAGAAGAUAAAAAAGAAACAGUUAAAAAAGCAAAUAAGAAAGAUAACAAACCAGUAAAAGUUGAUGAAAAACAACAAAAACAAAAGGAACAGAAAUUGAAGGAUGCUGGUGUUAAACCAGCUGAGUUUAUUAAACUAGACAAUGAUGAUUCUGGUGAUGAAAGUGGCAGUUCAGAUGAAUAUGCCUUUGACUCUGAUGAGUAUGAGAAAAUGUUAGAAAAAAUGAGUGAAAAUUCAGAGUUGUCAUUUUUGAGUGAUGAGGAUGAUGAAACCUCUAUUGAUGAAGAUAAUGAAGAAGAUGGGGAUGGUGAUGAAGGCGAAGAAGAAGAAGAAGAGAGUGAUGAAGAAGAGGAACCACCUAAGAAGACUAAAGGCAAACCUGCUUUAAAAGCGGUUCAGCCUAUAUUAAGUAAGAAACAGCCUCCAAAACCACAGGCAAAGAAACAACCACCACCAAAACCGCAGGCAAAACCUCAGGAACAAAAGAAACCUGUUGAAGCUAAAAGGAAAGCACCUACAAAACCAGCAGUUUCACCCAAAAAACCGAAGUUUGAAAAGCAAACUCAAAAAGCUAUGAAGAAGCAAUUUAAAAAGAAGUAGGUAAAUAAAUAUGUGAAAAAAAUAUUUGUUUUAUUUCAAUAUUUUAAAGGUGACUAGAAUAUCUUUAAGUCAGUAUGUUUAAUCGUAGUUUAAUAAUGUUUACUAUAGCUGAGCCAACCUGGAAUGGAAAUAUGGAACCUAGAAAACAGGAAUGACGAUUGAAUAUAAAAAAAAGUAUUUUUCAUCGUCCAUCAGAUAAUCAAUACAUAGUAUAAAACUAAGUGGCU
Spodoptera exigua (beet armyworm) is the source of this 1802-nucleotide messenger RNA. The record is from the annotation of a GenBank genome assembly. Lineage: Eukaryota; Metazoa; Arthropoda; Insecta; Lepidoptera; Noctuidae.